GCCACAGGUGUUUUCGGAUAAAACGGUGGGUGAGAGCAGGGAAUUCAUGAUGGUGCUAAAACGCCACAUUACUUUCGUUUUCUCUCACUUCCACACCGGGAUUCAGACAGACUGCUCAUCAACAUCCACUGACCACAGCUGAUCAUGGACAGCGUAGAUCUUACCUUGAGUUUAUGCACAGCCAUCUAUGACAUGGUUGAGAACACGAAGGCCAACAAAGACCGUUGCCAACGAGUCACCCAGAGAGUCAAAUCCCUGGAGGACCUGGUUCGGACCAUCCAGCAAAGGGGAACAGGUCAGAUCUCUCCCACUGUGGACAAGGCUCUGAGGGAUCUUUCUGACACUCUGCUUUUUGCCAAGGAUAUUAUACUGAAAUUCGGCAAAACUAAGGGUGUCAAGAGCUUCCUGAAUAACAAAAACCUCGAAGAACAGUUCUCCAAAGUGAACGAAAGACUCACUGACAACUUCCAGAUCCUGUCCGGGGCCCUGCAGAUCGAGCAGGGAAACAUACUGUUCAGAGUCUAUGAAUGUGUUGCUGUACCGAAACAGGCUGAGGGGCAGCCUGUGACCAGUGGCAUGGCCCCUCUGCAUCUGCCCAUGCCAACAGCCCCUAUGCCUGCCCCUAUGGCAACAGCCCUUAUGCCUGCCCCCAUGGCUACAGCCCCGAUGCCUCCCCCCAUGCCUGGGGUCCCGAUGCCUUCCCCCAUGGCUACAGCCCCGAUGCCUCCCCCCAUGCCUAGGGUCCCGAUGCCUUCCCCCAUGGCUACAGCCCCCAUGCCUCCCCACAUGCCUAUAGCCCCAAUGCCUGCCCCCAUGGCAACAGCCCCAAUGCCUCCCCAUAUGCCUAGGGUCCCAAUGCCUCCCCCGAUGCCUACAGCCCCGAUGCCUCACCCCAUGUCAAUGACCAGCCCCACAACCCCGAUGCCUCACCCCAUGUCAAUGAACAGCCCCACAACCCCGAUGCCUCACCCCAUGUCAAUGAACAGCCCCACAACCCCGAUGCCUCACCCCAUGUCAAUGACCAGCCCCACAACCCCGAUGCCCCACCCCAUGUCAAUGACCAGCCCCACAACCCUGAUGCCUCCCCCCAUGUCAAUGACCAGCCCCACAGCCGCAAUGCCUCCCCCCAUGUCCCUAUCCAGCCCCACAGCUGCAAUGCCUCCCCCCUUGCCAGCGCAUCACCAAACUCCCGUAUCUGUCCAGUGCAUCAGGCCACCUACCAUGCCUGUGCGCUGCGUCAUGUCCCCAAUGCAGAUGUCUAGCCCCAUGAACACCAGGCCUCUAACUGGAACCAUGGCCCAAAUGCCUCUCUCCACCAAUAUUGUCUCUCAGCAUGUCCGUGCUGCAGUGUCCUCCGUCGUUGUCUCCCCCAACACAGCCUCGAUGCCUCUCACCAGACCUGUUGUAAUAAAUACUAUAAACACUUAUGCGUUAAGAUGAGAAAAACAUGCUCUAAAAACUGUUUGAAAAUAUUUCUGUGAUGCAUGACGACGAAGAGGGAAGGGAGGAAGGAAAAGGCCUCUCACCACGCCUUUCUCUAGAUUUGCUUCACCCCUUCUUUCUCAGGAGAUGCAGCCCCCACAGGAAGUACAACAUUUUCAAAUGAUGAAAACAAAUCUGGAAUCAGAAGCCGAUUCAUUUAUAGUUAAGUAGCACUGACCAACUGACUGGCAGACAUUUAUAAAUUAAAAAGGAUCACUAAAUUUAUAUAAAACCCGUCGUGCUCGUAAGCACAGAAAGAACUUUAUUAAUGCUGCUGUAAAAGAAUUUGUCUCUGAACUCAGAAUAUAAAAGAGAAUGUUUGUUAUUGUUUUUACUUUUUUUUGCUCCUCCAUUUAUUCUGUUUGUAUUCAAUUUAUUUACUCUUCGUUAUGAUUAUUUUUUCAUGAGAAGCACUUUAUUGCUUUAUGUGCUGUAUAAAUGAAGUAAUAGAUAAACAUACUGGUGACCAAUCAUUUCUCUCCACAUAUUUGUUCACAUAUUAAUCCUGUAAAGCACUUUACAUAUAUAUGUAUGUCAUAUGUACAAAAAACACAAAUCCAUAUUAUCAUUUUAACAAGACUGAGAGGUGAACUGUAUGUAAACAAAACAAUAAGCUGUUGUUAUAACAUGUUACAGACAACCCGUUGAUUAUUAAAGGAACCACUAAC
This is a messenger RNA of Toxotes jaculatrix (banded archerfish), 2150 nucleotides long. RefSeq names its product vegetative cell wall protein gp1-like. The transcript is spliced from 2 exons. The coding region runs from base 145 to 1440 and encodes 431 amino acids. Gene Ontology annotation, biological process: cell surface receptor signaling pathway. The record is from RefSeq and is a predicted model, not a curated record. Lineage: Eukaryota; Metazoa; Chordata; Actinopteri; Toxotidae.